AUAUUACUCAAAUCAGUGCCGAGAACCAAAAAUUAACUGGGGACUUGAUCGUUGAGGAUUAUCCAUUAUUGAAGAAAAUCGAACUCAAGAACCAUCAUUUAAAUUCUCUAACCGUUAUCAAUUGCCCUAAUUUACAACAUGUAAAUGUUAGAGAUAAUGGAUUAACUAUUUUGGAUUUAAGUAAAGUUAAAAUUGAUAUGGAUAAAAAAGGAGUUGAGAGCGAAGUGAAAGAAAUUAUUGCUAGUCAAAACAACUUAACUAUUUUGGAUUUAACCAAUUGUCAACAAGUUCAAGAAUUAUUAGUUGCCGAUAAUGCUGAUUUAAAGGAGUUAAAAAACUUAAAUCAAACAUUUUUAAAGAAUUUUAAUUUAAUUAAUACUCAAAUUGAUUUGGAAAAGGAAAAGCAGACUCUAAGACAAAGAAACGAUUAUCUUUUCGACAUAAUUAAAGGAGUGAAUGAAAUGGGCAAAGAUCGGGGGUUGGCAUUAUCCGAUCUAAUUGUCUCGCCUGAACAGAACGAAGAGGCUAUUAAGAGGCUAUUAAUUAAAACUCGAAAUAGAGAUAUAGCGAAUCUCAAGUUAAAACCCAGCCAGGAACAAAAAUUAGAUCUUUACGAUAAAUUGCAACAAACUCCUCAAGCAGUUAAAGAACGGAUAAGCGAAUUAGAAGAAAAGCUAAAGCAGAUGGAACAGGAAAAGGGGGAUAAAAUAAAAGAGUUGGAGACCAAAUUGGAGGAAGCGAAUAAUAAAUACCAACAGACUGCUGCUGAUAAGGACAAGGAAAUUAGAGAUGUAAAAGAGUUAGACCAAGCCAAGCAGGAAUAUGAAAAUUUAAGCAAGAGGCCCGAUUUGCCAAUUACUUCGCAAAAAUUUUGGGAUGAUUAUGUUUACCGUUGA
Molecule: messenger RNA, 896 nt
Organism: Racocetra persica
Lineage: Eukaryota; Fungi; Glomeromycota; Glomeromycetes; Diversisporales; Gigasporaceae
Source: the annotation of a GenBank genome assembly